AUGAGUUCAAUAGAAGAAACCAAAACUAUUCAAACAUUGUUUGGAUACCAGCAUUCAUUUAUAACUUUCAAGAUCAUUUCAACUGCUUGUGAACUGGGUGUCUUUGAUGUCCUGAAGGAAUCAGGGGAACCGCUGUCUUCCACAACUGUUGCUGAGCGCUUGAGCACCAGCCCCACUGGGAUGCAGAGGCUGCUAGAGGCCUGUGUGGGGUUAAAGCUCCUGACACUGGAGUGGAAAGAUGGCAAAGAUCUUUAUGAAAACACAGACAUUACCAAUCUCUACCUGGUCAAAUCAAGUCCAAAGUCUCAGUAUUAUUCCAUGAAGUUUUAUUCUGAAGUUAUGUAUCCAUCAAUGCAACAUUUGCCUGAUGCUGUGAGGAAAGGAAAUAAUCAGACUUCAUCAAUAUAUGGCUGUUCCAACAUUUUUGAGAUCAUUUACAGAUCAAAGGAAGAGUUACAAACCUCAUCCGGUUUUCUUAAUGAGCACUGGCCUGUCCUAGGAAGAGAAGUGCUUUCUGCCUUUGACCUGUCCCAGUUCCCACUCAUUUGCGAUCUGGGUGGAAACACUGGUGGCUUAGCUAAGGAAUUGAUUUCACUCUACCCAAAAUGUUCUGUGACCAUUUUUGACCUUUCUAAACUAGCGGAAGCCUUUAAGAAUAAUUGUUUGCCUUCAGAAGAGUCCAGGAUCACUUUCCAUGCAGGUGAUUUUUUUAAAGAUCCCAUUCCUGAAGUAGACCUGUACAUUUUGGCCAGGAUUCUGCAUGACUGGUCGGACGAGACCUGUUUGCAGCUGUUAUGCAAAGUUUACCAGGCCUGCAAACCUGGUGGCGGUGUCUUAAUAGUUGAAAUACUUCUUGAUGAAGACAAAAGAGGACCUUUAGCAGCCCACUUCUACUCCUUGUUAAUGUUGAUCCUGACUGAAGGGAAAGAACGAUCAGCAACUGAGUUUAAUGUGCUCCUCCGCAAAGCUGGUUUUCCAAAAAUUGAGUUGAAGAAAGGAAGCCUCUAUCAUAUUAUUCUAGGAAGAAAAUAA
Notechis scutatus (mainland tiger snake) is the source of this 1032-nucleotide messenger RNA. RefSeq names its product acetylserotonin O-methyltransferase-like. Gene Ontology annotation, molecular function: protein dimerization activity; O-methyltransferase activity. Lineage: Eukaryota; Metazoa; Chordata; Lepidosauria; Squamata; Elapidae. The record is from RefSeq and is a predicted model, not a curated record.